GGCGAUCAUGAGGAGUUUAACCAAUGCCAGACCCAGCUGAAGCUGCUGUAUCAGGAAGGUCUACAUGGAAACCAACUGGAAUUCCUUGCCUACAGGAUUUUAUACUACAUCUUCACAUCCAACACGCUUGAUAUGACAACUGCCUUGGCAUCUCUUUCCUCAACUUGCAGGCAAGAUGAGUGUGUGUCAUUUGCAUUAAAAGUAAGGUCUGCUUGGGCCCUGAAUAAUUUUCACAAAUUUUUCAAAUUGUCAAAUCAUGCACCAAGAAUGUCUGGUUAUCUGUUGGACUGGUUUGCUGACAGAGCAAGGAAAACAGCACUGAAGACCAUUGUGAAGUCAUAUCGCCCAAUGCUGUCCGUAGAUUUCAUCCUGGCUGAAUUAGGCUUCCCAAACAUGGAGGAUUGUAUAGUGUUCUUGAAGGAAAAAGGGGCAGUCUUGACUCCUGAUGGAACCAGAGUGGACUGUAAAACAUGUGCAACAGCCAUUCAGGCCCUAUAGACUUUAAAAUUAUGAAGGCAGGUCCUUACAUCAUAUCCGCGAAAGGCGGGGGUUACCAUUUUUAUAGAUAUUAGUUCUAGUCUAAAUAUUAAACCGGAAAUCCAAGGCAAGGACUUCGUAGUAAAUCAUGUGGCACUGUCCAGUUCAAGUCAAUAGUUGUAAUUUUUUUUAAAGUUUUCCUAUGGCAGGCAUACGCAUUGCAAUGAAGAAAUAUUCAAGAUGAAGUUAAAUUUUCUAUUUCAUGAGAAGAAGAUCCAUAUUUCAAAGACUUGCAUAAAUAAGAAAGAAAAAAGUCCUGUUUUAAUGUGGAGCUCGAUCGGGUUGUGAUGACGGGAAUGGAA
Molecule: messenger RNA, 839 nt
Organism: Mizuhopecten yessoensis (Yesso scallop)
Lineage: Eukaryota; Metazoa; Mollusca; Bivalvia; Pectinida; Pectinidae
Product: leukocyte receptor cluster member 8 homolog
Exons: 3
Cellular component (GO): nucleus
Source: RefSeq, a predicted model, not a curated record